This is a messenger RNA of Arachis ipaensis, 913 nucleotides long. The record is from RefSeq and is a predicted model, not a curated record. Lineage: Eukaryota; Viridiplantae; Streptophyta; Magnoliopsida; Fabales; Fabaceae.
GUAGGCUUGGCAUCCCAUCCCAAACUCAUACAGAUCCCUCACAUCUCAUUUCAUUUCCAAAAACCACAAAACCAUAGCCAUGGGUGUCUCAUUUAACUUGCACAAAUUUGACCCUAAGCACUCCAAGGAGAUCCAAUUCCAAGGAGACGCAACCAUUACCGAUCACCAUAUCAUUCGACUCACCAAUCUGGACGACGAUGGCAACCCACUGGGAAACAGAGUUGGCCGAGUCUUAUUCUCCGACCCUGUGCACCUCUACGACCACAGUGGCCUCCGAGCAGGAUUUGAAACCACCUUCGUCUUUCGCAUCUCAAAACCCUAUAACACUGAAUAUACACCUGGACCUGGUGAUGGUCUUGCCUUCUUCCUUGCUAGUGCUGACACUGAAAUUCCUCCUGAAUCUUCUGGAAAGUUUCUCGGCCUCUUUAAUGAUGCAUCUGACAGAAUUGUUGCUGUUGAAUUCGAUACUUUUUCCAACUCCGAUAUUGGGGAUCCCAAUUAUCCGCACAUCGGAAUUGAUGUUAACUCUAUCAGGUCAUCAAAAGUUUGUUACUGGAAUUUUCAUGAUGCAGCGAUAACUACUGCAAAGAUAACAUAUAACUCUGCUCAUAAGAAGUUAACUGUCCAUGUCUCUACAUAUCUCCACAGCCAGCCCGACACUCUUACUUAUGAUGUCGAUUUGAGCACUAAGCUGCCUGAAAAGGUUAAGAUUGGAAUAUCUGCUUCCACUGGACAAUUCUCGCAGACUACUGAGAUUCUGUCUUGGAUCUUCAAAUACCCUAAGACCCUACUACCAAAGGCUGGAGGCUACAAAAACAGUUCUACUCUUUGGGUGUCGGCUCCAAGAACUCUUAGCUUCGUAUUAGCAGCACCGCACUGCAACUCUAGAUCUCUUGGAUAUAGAAACAAAUAG